Molecule: messenger RNA, 1905 nt
Organism: Closterium sp. NIES-65
Lineage: Eukaryota; Viridiplantae; Streptophyta; Zygnematophyceae; Desmidiales; Closteriaceae
Source: the annotation of a GenBank genome assembly
AUGCACGACCCGUGGCGCGUAGAGGGCCUCGAUCUGCAGGGACCCAAUUACGCCAUCGUACGGCGCACGCGCGUGGCGAACCGACGGGCGCUGGGGGGAGGGGUAGCGGAGAGCGGCGGGGGGAGAGACGGGCCAGAGAGGGAGGCGGAGGGCGGAGGUAGGGGUGGGGAGGAAGAGAGUAGCGCAGAGAGGCUGCUGAGUGAAGCGGUCGAGACGAAAGCCACGGACUUGAACAAGGGAAGAAAAGAUACCCUGGUUAUUUUGCAAGAAGUUUCGCAGAGAGGUGCGCAGAAUGACGGCCAUGGAGGCUUUCAGGGCGUGCAGCAGCAACAGGAUGAGGUGGGGGAAGGGGAGAAGGGAGAGGAGGAGCGGGAAGAGACUGUAGGAGGCAGCAGCAGAGAGAGGGGUGCUGGUGUGUGGCAGGCAUCAGCGCAGCCGACGGCAGGCGGGACAGCAGGUGAAGCGGGCGGCUCAUCCCUGGCAGCAUCAGCUAGGGGAGGUACUGCAGGAGGAGGUAUGGCAGAGGAUGGCAUAUCGGGCGGUGCAGCAGGCGUGGGGUCGGUGUGUGCGGGGCGAGUGGUGAAGGGCAAGGGGCCGGGGCAGUACCUGUUUCGAGCAGAGGACGGAGAGGGCUUCACCAGCGUUGAUGUGGGCGCGAACGGCAUGUCCGUGGUCUGUAAUGCCCGGGGAUGCCGCCCCGUGCGGGUAGACGAAAGUUUUGUGGACCGGCACGGGCUGCCCCAGAGCCUUUCGCAGCUGCCCAAUGGUGCGGGCAGGAUCGCGGAAGGAGGGGGUGUGGGGGAAAUGGAGGGGGGAGACGGUGGGUUGGACAUGGGCGGAGUGGGGGAGAUAUUGGGGGGAGAUGUUGGGGAAAGUGUAUGGGGAGAAGGGGGGGUGGUGGGGGGAGAGGCUGAGGAUGGGGGGGGUGUGGGACGGGGAGGUGAGGGGGAAAGGGAGAGGAGGCCGGUUGGGAAGGGUGAAAAUGGAUUGGCGGUGGUGGAAAGGGGUAAAGAGGCGAUUAUGGAGGUCGAAAGAAGGGAAGAUGAGCGUGCGGCAAGGUCUGGUUGGGAAUACAGUGGGGUUAAGGAUGGGGGCAAGAUGGCGGAAGGGAGAGAUGGUGGGGAAGCUACGGAAGGGAGUAGCACGAGGGAGGAGAGUGAAGUGAGGAACGAAAGCGACGAGAGGGAGGAGAAGGAGGAGAGGGAGGAGAGGGAGGAGAGGGAAAGAAAGCACAGUGGAGAAUCUGGUUCUAGAGUUCCCCGCGCUGGUGUGCGCCUGAACAGUGAGAGGAGACGAGGAGAGAGCGAGAGGGAAGGGAGAAGGAAAGAGGGAAGGGGAGGGGAAGAAGGAAGGGGAAAGGGGGAGGGAGCAGUGGUGCACGGCGGGAUGAGAGUGGAGGGGAUGACAGUGGAGGGGCCGGCAGUGGGGGGGAGAGCAGCAGCGAGUGUGGAGGAGGAGGACGAGCAGUACUUGCGUGCUGUGCGCAGUGAUCCCACCAACGCUCUGCUGCUCUGCGACUAUGCGCGCUUCCUCUGUGAGAUCAAUGACUAUCAUCGGGCAGACGAAAUGUUCCGGCGGGCAGUUGCAGCCAGCCAAGCAGAAGAACGGGCGCGCGUGAAAGGACGGGCAGCGGGAAUGGAUCAGAGCCCAAGCAGCCCCACAAACAACGGGGGGCUGAAGGGGUUGAAAGGAGCGAAAGGAGUCGCAGGAGUGAAGGGCGUGACAGGGGUGGAGGAGGGGGAGGUGCUGGUGCUGUGGGCUAAGGCGGUGUGGGAGGGGUGGCGCGACGGGGAGCGGGCUCUAGCUCUCUUUGACCAUGCUGUGGAAGUGGCGCCUCAUGACUGGUACGUGCAGGGCAGGGCAGGAGAUGAAACUCAGUUUACUCAAACAUUUGUCUGCUUUUGA